Messenger RNA from Trypanosoma conorhini, 786 nucleotides. RefSeq names its product putative p22 protein precursor. Gene Ontology annotation, cellular component: mitochondrial matrix. NCBI's taxonomy places the organism in Eukaryota, Euglenozoa, Kinetoplastea, Trypanosomatida, Trypanosomatidae. The record is from RefSeq and is a predicted model, not a curated record. The transcript has a single exon. The coding region runs from base 1 to 786 and encodes 261 amino acids.
AUGAGUCGUUUGCUCUCGUAUUGCCAGCCAAGGAGUCUAACACGUCUAUUUUCCCACGUUUCAGAGGCUUGUGUGAGAACUGAGGAAGCGCUGCAGCCGGCCAAACGCCGGGUGCUGCCUCGUCGUCAUCGGAAACUUCAUAUGCUAACGGUUCGUGAGGAAAAUGAGGAGGGACUUCGUGACUUUUUGCCCCCGAAACCUGCGGUUCCGGCAGGGUGGAAGCUGGAACAUGUUAUAGGCAGCAACAGUUUUGAUCUCCGAAAAACGGUCGAGAUUCGCGAUUGUGGUAAAGAAGAUCUACAUGUUCUGGCAAUGAUGGAGCUGAAGGAAUACGAGGGAACAUACCGUAUGGACAACGGAGAACGCGAGGAAGAAGAAUAUUUGUUUUUUACAUUGUUCAUUCAGAAGCAUCGCUUUCAGGGUGCUUUAGAGUUUGGAUUAACUUCCAUAGACAUGGAGCUGGUGAUGGAUUCAUUGGCGAUUCACAGCAACAGGGAUGAGCUGGAUGAUGCUUAUGGCGCGCUUUCAGCCGGGGCGAACAGGAAUAGUUUAUCCGUGAAGGGUAGUGAAAAGAGUAACCUUUUCUGUCGACGCUGCAGGGAUGCUCGAUAUCGUGGACCGAUGAUGAGUGAGUUGGAUGAUGACUUCUCUGACGAAAUAUUGGACUAUCUCGAUGAGCGGGGCGUGAACAAUGGGUUUGCCGAAUACAUGAUGGCUCAGGCACACUUUUUUGAGCAAGAGGAGUACAUCAAUUGGCUACGACUUCUGAGGCAAUUUGCCCAAUAA